Molecule: messenger RNA, 480 nt
Organism: Pieris rapae (cabbage white)
Lineage: Eukaryota; Metazoa; Arthropoda; Insecta; Lepidoptera; Pieridae
Exons: 6
Coding region: 97-480 (127 amino acids)
Source: RefSeq, a predicted model, not a curated record
CUGGCUGUCAAAUAAGUAUUAAAAUAAAUUCAAAGUGCAAAAAUGUGAGCUGAGAUACUUAGAAAUAGCAAAAAAAUAUGUAAAAAUAAGAAAAACAUGAUGGCUUGCGAGGUGUGUGAACAUUGCAACUCUUCUAUAAACGGUCGUGCCGCCAUCUAUCAAGGCUGUAGUUAUCACGAAAAAUGCAGGAAAUGCUAUGUCUGCAGUGAAACCGAUCUGCAUGGUGCAGAGGUGUUUAGAGGUGUCAUAUUUUGCUCUAGCUGCUCAAAGAGGAUAUUUCAAGGUUGCUACUCAGCAAGAAAAUCUAAGAACAAACCUAGAAGAAAAUCGAGACCUAUCAAAAGACGACGACACGAAAACGUCAUUGAGAUUGCCAGGCGACAUAUUAACGAAAGUCGGAGUGAUUCUGACUAUGAGGAAUAUAGCAAGUCAACGAAGACAACAACACAACCAAAUGUACAAAAUAAACAAGUAAAAUAA